AUGGCUACUGUCGCAGCUCCUAAGCAGGCCAGGAAGCUGGUGGACUCUCUCAGCACACCAGAGCAAAUUCAGAACGCGCUAGCUAAGGUUUUCCAAGAGUCUCAAAGCUCAGUGGCAGGUCACAGAAAACAGGUGGUUUUAUUGAAAACAAUCCAACAAAGAGCCCAUGAUUUAGAGCAUGAAGAUAGUUUCAACUACUUCUUCUGUAAAUUGAUCAACAAGGUGCUAUUGGUGAAGAAAUCAGAAUCUGUUGGUGAUAGAAUAGUUAAACUGGUUGCUAGUUUCAUCCUAAGUUUGCAAGAACAAUAUGAAGAAUCAGAUAGUGAAGACAACAUAUUCACCAGAUUUAUUCAUUAUUUCAUUACUCAUUUAUUAAGGGGUAUUGAUUCAAAAGAUAAAAACGUGAGAUACAGAGUUGUCCAAUUUUUGGAUUUUGCCAUGAGUGGAUUAGGGGAAAUUGAUGAUAACUUGUAUGAAUCAUUAAUGUGGUCUCUAGAUAAAAGAAUCCAUGAUAAAGAACCAAGCGUUAGAAUCAAAGCAUUACAUUGUAUUGCAAGAUUCCAAGACACUGAAGAUGAUGGUACUUCUGAUGAAGUUGAUGAAGCUACAAGUAAGCUUUUGAUUGCCAUCCAAAAUGAUUCAAGUGCAGAAGUCAGAAGGGCUGCUCUAUUAAAUUUAGUCAAAUCGGGCGUCACUAAACAUUACCUUUUAGAAAGAGCUAGAGAUACAAAUUCAAUCAAUAGAAGAUUGGUCUAUUCAAGAAUUGUGAAAGAGCUAGGUGAUUUUAGAACUAUCGAUUCAAGAACAAGAGAGAAGAUUUUGUUGUGGGGUUUAAAAGAUCGUGAAGAAUCUGUUCAAAAAGCAUGUGUGAAAAUGUUGUCCCAAGAUUGGUUAAAUACGAUUGACGGUGAUUUGAUUGAGCUCUUGGAAAGACUUCAUGUUACCAAUAGUGAAGUUGCUGAAAUUGCGAUGAAACAUUUUUUUAACAAUAGAAAAGAUUUAAUUGGUAAGAUUACUUUUCCUCAGGAAAUUUGGUUAAGAUUAACACCAGAAAUUGCAUUUCUAGCUAGAACUUUCUAUUAUCAUUGCUUCAACAACACUUUAAAUGAUACCAUAGAUGCAAACUAUCCUGAAUCUGCUGAAAUGGCUAAUUUACUGUCAAAAUAUUUAGAAGCCAGAAAGAAUUUGGAAAUUUUGGAUGAUGCAGAAGAUCUAGAUUUUGUUAUUGAGCAGCUAUUAACCAUUGGAGUAAACUAUGAUUUUAGUGAUGAAAUUGGUAGAAGAGCAAUGCUACAGGUGAUUAGAUCGUCAUUAACACAUGAUAGAUUAACAGAUAAAUUGAUUAAAGUUUCGUUGCAAGUUUUGAGAAAAUUAUCAAUCAAUGAAAGAGAUUUUUGUUCCAUGGUUAAUGAAAUCAUUACAGAUAUAAGAGAUAACGAUAUUGAUCAACAAGAAGCGGAUGGUACUGCAGAGGUUCAAGAAAAUGAAAAAACCACAAUUCAUUGUUUAUCAAUAUGUAAAUCCAUGUUAGAGCUAACCAAUGAACCACUCAAAGAUAACAUUUCAAUCACAUCAUUAAUUGAUACAUUAAUCAAUCCAGCUGUCAGAAACAAUGUAAGUACAAUCAGAGAACUAGGUACUAUGGCUUUAGGUCUAUGCUGUUUGUUGGAUUUGGAAUUGGCAACUGAUCAGUUGUAUCUUUUCGGUCUGUGUUUAUCAAAAGGUCAUGAAGAACUUAGGGUUAUUGCCAUCAAAGUUAUGUUUGAUAUUUUAUCAGUCCAUGGCUCUAAAGUUUUAGAUGUUGAAGAUGGUGUUGAUUCAUUAUCAUUCCAUAAGUUACUUUAUAGAACUUUGAAAAGUUCAGAUAUUCCAGAAGUCCAAGCAUUAACAGCUGAAGGGUUAUGUAAAUUAUAUUUGGCUGAUAUUUUAAGUGAUGAUGAACUUUUUGAGACACUAAUCCUAACAUAUUAUAAUCCAGCAAAUGCUUCAAAUCAAAGUUUGUUACAAGCAUUCACCUUUUGUUUACCAGUCUAUUGUUUUUCUCAUGCCCAACAUCAAGAAAGAAUGAGUAGAGUUGCAGCUGAUGCUUUUAAAAGACUGUACACUGCUCAUGUUGAUGAAAGAGAUGAAAACGAACAAGAAAUGGUUUCACCAUCAAUCAUUUUACAGCAAAUUGUGCACUGGACUGAUCCAAAUAAUGUUGUCAAUCAAGAUGAUGAAAAAUUGGCAAUAUCUUUAUCACACGUUUCACUUGCUAUUGAUUUGUUAAAUACAUUUGAUGAAGUUGAAUGUAAGAAAUAUAGAAAAUUGAUUUUAACAAGUUUACCAAAAAUGUUUAUUGGAACUAAUAUUGAAUUUGAAAAAUUGAAAGAAUUAGUUGAAACUUGUGAAGAAUGGGAGGAAGUUGUUUCAGCUCAAGAUCUGCCAUCAAGAAAUGCAUUCAAUAAGUUUGUUAAAAACAUUGAAACUUUGUUUGAAGCUGCUAAAGCUAAACAAGAAAGUCAAGUUAAUGAAGAAGAUCAAGAAUAUUCAGUUAUUCUUGAAAAACAAGGUGAAGAAGAAGAAGAACCAAAAAAAGAUGAAGUUGAUGAAGAGUUUGAAGAGGAACAGAGCAGAAUAAUUGAACUAAGUGAAAAGGAGAAGAGUCAAAGAAACGACGAUGAGCAAAGUGAUAGUGAUAUUGAUGAGAAUGAAAAUAUACUGAGAAGUGAUACUGGUGAAUUGAGUAAUGUUGAUCAAGAUGGUGAUUUGUCUAUGGAAUAA
Molecule: messenger RNA, 2763 nt
Organism: Hansenula anomala
Lineage: Eukaryota; Fungi; Ascomycota; Saccharomycetes; Phaffomycetales; Wickerhamomycetaceae
Gene: YCG1
Product: condensin subunit YCG1
Exons: 1
Coding region: 1-2763 (920 amino acids)
Biological process (GO): mitotic chromosome condensation
Cellular component (GO): condensed chromosome; condensin complex
Source: RefSeq, a predicted model, not a curated record